UGUCUGUAGUCAUUGUGUGUUUUUUUCCUGCCUCUCCUUUAGUACUAUUUUACCUAGUAAACAUUAACCUCCUACUAUGUGUCAGACACUACGCUGGGCUCUGGAGUUACAGAGGAAAGGCAAAGGACCAGAAGUACCCAGAAGGAGCUAGCAGUCUAAUGGGGAAGAUAACUUGCAAAAAACUCUGAACAAACAAGCUAUAGAUGGGAAAACCAGGAAAUAAUCAACAGAUAGAAGGCACUGGAAUUAAAAGGGAUUGGAAAAGGGUUCCUUUAGAAGGUAUACCUAUAAUUUCAGAAGUAUCUCAGGAAGGAAGACUGACAGAACAUGAUUUGCCUACAAAUGUUGAUGCUAGUAAUUUGAAAAAAAGAAGUUGGAGAUUAUUAGCCCCUGGGAUAGUUGGUGGGACAUUAGUAGCUGUGUAUGCAGUUGCUACUCCUUUUUUAACUCCAGCCUUCCGGAAGAUUUGUUUGCCUUUUGUACCUGCAACUUCAAAUCAGAUUGAAAAUGUUCUGAAGAUGUUACGAUGUAGAAGUGGAUCCCUAGUAGACAUUGGUAGUGGAGAUGGACGUAUUGUCAUUGCUGCUGCAAAAGAAGGAUUCAGAGCUGUUGGUUAUGAGUUAAAUCCUUGGCUAGUUUGGUACUCCAGGUAUCGUGCUUGGAGAGAAGGUGUCCAUGAUGGGGCAACAUUUUAUGUUUCAGAUUUGUGGAAGGUCAGUUUUUCACAGUAUACAAAUGUAGUAAUUUUUGGAGUGCCUCAGAUGAUGCCACAGUUGGAGAAGAAACUUCAGCUAGAACUGGAAGAUGAUGCCAGAGUCAUUGCUUGUCGAUUUCCUUUUCCACACUGGAUCCCAGAUCAUAUUACUGGAGAGGGGAUAGAUACUGUGUGGGCAUAUGAUUCUAAGGCUUUUAAAGGAAGUGAAAAGAACUGCCCCAAACCUAUGCCAAAGGUGCAUUUGUAUUAAGUCAUCCAAGUGAAAACUUUGUUGAAAGCAUAAUUCUUGAUUAUUUCUAGUACAAAGCACAUUUACAUCUAGUGCUUUUGUAGUUUACUUACAAAAUGUACCUUAAUAAAUUUCACAUUUUUUUAAAUUAGGAAAAUGCCCUGUGGAAUGGAUCAUAAAAUUAAUCCAUUUUUCUUUUGAGGGGGCAAAGAGGAACACAAGUGGAUUAUGAAUGCAUAAUGAACAGUGCCUACAGUGGGUUUACUAUAAUGUCAUAUACUUGAACUCUCAAUAAAUAUGAAUUGGUGGUGAUGUUUUUCAUAGAUAGAACAAGGCAAUAGUUAAGAAUAAAUGAUCCUUUUUAAUGAUUUUUUUGUUAAUAUAAAUAUAAUUUCCUAUAACUCAAUUAACAUUUCAAUUUCAUCUUUCCCUCUUUUGUCAAAAUUAGUAACCCAAAGGAUUUCAUAAAGCAUUUAAGAACACAUUUGGUAUAAUUCUUUCCUAUGCAAAUAAAGAUAUGAAUCAUAUACCCACCACCCAAAUGCUAAGAAAAGCUCAUUUGCAGAGGUUACAGACCUCUAAUUUAGUGCUUUCCAGUAUGUGAGCCCUGGACACUUGGGAGAGGGAAACACAGUUAUUGUGAAACUAUCAAUAAGCAAAUUUAACUUGUAUGCUGGAUAAAUAAUAUCACACAAAUACAUAUAUUGUUAGUUUUCAGAUGUGUUUGGAUGCUGUUAAGAUGAAUAAAAAACAUUCACUUAAAAGCA
Phascolarctos cinereus (koala) is the source of this 1711-nucleotide messenger RNA. It is a transcript of the gene ATPSCKMT, whose product is annotated as ATP synthase c subunit lysine N-methyltransferase. The record is from RefSeq and is a predicted model, not a curated record. Gene Ontology annotation, cellular component: mitochondrion. Gene Ontology annotation, molecular function: protein-lysine N-methyltransferase activity. Gene Ontology annotation, biological process: regulation of mitochondrial ATP synthesis coupled proton transport; positive regulation of proton-transporting ATP synthase activity, rotational mechanism; peptidyl-lysine trimethylation. NCBI's taxonomy places the organism in Eukaryota, Metazoa, Chordata, Mammalia, Diprotodontia, Phascolarctidae.